GUGUGAGCACCAGCUGCUGCCUGCUGACUCGCGGACGGCGAAGGGGGCGUCGGCUGAGUCUGCUGUCGUCCGACCGUACGAGUCGUCGUCGGGUGCUUUGUCCGCGAACGCAGCCCUCGAGGGCCGACACCCAUGGGUGAGUCAGCGAAUCGACCCUGACUGUCCCUAGACACGAAGCCCUGCCCUGCGGAGGCGUUAUGUUGGUCUAGCUGCGUGUCAAUCACGCAUUCCUAGCCAAUAUUGGGGCCAGCCAAGGGAGCCGCUAAUAUUUAAUCGCACACACAAGCACGCAUUCCGCGCCUGGAGAGGUCACUCAACUUCUGUCCGUGACCUUGUUUGCGUUAGCUCAGGUCACCAUGUCAAAAAGCGAUCAGGAUGAAGUUAUCAAAAACAUUAAGUCGUGCAUCUCAUCCAGCAGGGGUGGCAUACCUUUGUCCACUUUAUGCAGAGACUAUCUCAUGCUAAUUGGCGAACCCCUGCCAUACCGCGGACUGGGAUACUCGCGAGUGGAGGAUUUGCUGCAAGUGGCACCUGAUUUAAAAAUUGUCAAAGGUCCCAAGGGAGAGCAAAUCGCCCAGUUUGUGCCCUCGAAGAGACAGCGCAACGAUCACCAAGCGCGUCUCAUCUCAGUGCAGAAGUCGGCCAACGGUGGUCGCUACGUUCCCAGAGCCUCUCGAAAACCUAACGAACAAGCCGCAGAGCCGCCGCCGCAGCAGCAGCAGCAGCAACAGAAGAAACCCAACAUUAAAGAGACCAACUGGAGGACCGGUGGGUCCAACUCUCCGCAAAAAGAGGUGCGCUCUCCCGCUCUCCUUCGUCAACUUUCGCAACCGCAGGCCAACUCUGGUAGAAGAUCAAGCCAGGAAAAUAGAGAUGGCAGCUCGCGCGCCAGCAAAAAUCUAACUUGGCGCCGAGCAUCACCCGACGACGACCAAAGCAACAACCAACAGCAACAAGCCUCCAGCAACCGCGGUGGGCUCCGAAAACCGAAACGAUCAGCCGAAACAAAUAAUAAUAACAACGUUAGCGAGCAACUGGUUUACACACCUGUCGUGUGCCCUGUAGCCAGUAUAAGAAACCCGUACGAACCCCCUGCAGCCGAAUUAGUAGCCACUCCACACAUCACCACCCUCAGAAAUUAUGUCGCCAAGAACAAGCUGGGCGAAAUCGAAUUCAAAACCAUUGAAAUGGUCAUUGAGUUCUCCAAGAUGUACGUCUCUUCCGUCACUGUUGGGAAUGACUUCAAAGUAAGCACCUAUCCCAACGGUGGGUUUACUGCUCAAGAAGCUUUGGAUUUGGUUGCAAGACUCGCGUACGAUUCGCUUGUUGAAAAGCACAAGACCUCUGCCCCACGCCUGCAACGCACCACCGACGACAGCAAAGCCAUGCAGAGGAUUUUGAAGAUUUUAGAGUCGCAUCCCAAUGGAAUGUGGUCCAGCAAAGUGCCUGGCGAGUACAGUGAAAAGUACAGCGAGAAGUUGCCAGAAGACUGGCUCAAGCAAAUAAUGGAAUACCCCCAAGUGGACGCCAACGUAAUAUCAGACAAGCAAAUUAUUCUCACGCUAAUUGAAAGCCCAACAGUCUGCGAAAAUAAUCCAGUUGCUAACGAUUCUGUUGUUGUCCCUGCUGAGGAAAUUGCAGCACCGGUGGAGCAGCCCUCUAGUGCCCUUUUGGACACCCCUCCGCCAAUCAUUCUGCCCAAGGAGGAACACUGGGAUGUGUACAUCACCAAUGCAAACUCCACCACCGAGCUGUGGCUCAGACUUGUUGGAGAUUCCUUCAGCGUUCAGUAUGAGAAUUUGGCAACUGAAAUGGAACUGCACUACUUGGGCAGCAAGAAACUGAUUGAAGGAUCAGUCAAAGAGGGCGACUUUUACGCCCUGCAGCUUGAUGAUUGCGUGCACAGAGUGCAGCUUCAAAGCAUUGAAAAUGGCUCGGCGCAAUGCUUCCUGAUGGACCAUGGACAGAUGGAGCUGGUCCCUGCUUCUGACUUGAAGGUUUUGGACAAACAGUUUCUGCAAUUACCAUUUCAGGCUGUUCAGUGCGAGCUGAAGGGCUUAGAAGAUUUUAAUUCUGCUGAGGGCGUUCAGGAACUGCUUCUUGACGCGUUGAUUGGAAAGACGUUUGUGGCUCAACCCUCUCCCGAAUAUCUAGACCAGGAGUAUGUCUUGAGCUCUCAACCAGUGCCUUUGACUUUGUUCGACACCAGCACGUCGGAGGAUGUCAAUGUGAACACGCAGCUUUGGGAAAAAAUUACUAGCACAAUUCUCACUCCUAAAUUGCCCAAGGAGGGAAAAGUCAUCGAAGUGACUGUCUCAUACAUAACUACUGAGGCGAAUAUUUAUGUCCAGCUUUACAACUCAGUCAUCCACGGAAUACAGCAGAAAAUCAGCAUUCUCAAUGUUGAAAAGCUGACUAGUGCAAAGCCGCUGGUGCUGGCCAAGGGGAGGAUCUAUCUUGCUCAGUUUACGGACGGAAUUUGGUACAGGGCCACUGUCACCAGUGCCAAUGACAAAAAGGCAAUUGUCAUGUUCGUCGACUUUGGUAACAGCGCAACAGUAGAUUUGGGAAAGAUGAUUGACUUGGAAAGCGCCAUGCCUGAUUUAGCUAAAAUACCACCGCAAGCAGUGUUGUGCACAUUGCACCAUUUGGUCCCCAGUCCUGACGUCAAGAUUUGCAAGAAAACCGUGGACCGAUUGACAACUCUGCUGCCUGAAGACAAACCCCACCUUUUGAAAGUUAUUUCUCAAACUAGCCCACCUUUGGUCGAGGUCUUCAGGAGGAUCGACCCCGACAAUUUGCUGGUCUCUGUCAAUAGCUCUAUUUCUUUGGACCAUGAACUUUUUGAGCCCAAAAAUGAUAAGAAGAAGGAAGAGAAAAUUACAGCCCCAGCCGAGAAGCCAGAGAAAGAAAAGCCUGUCUCCCCUGUGCGCAAUCUUAGUCUCAAAACGUUGCCUUCGCCAAAAAUACCUGAAGUUGGAGGAUACCUGGAUGUGAUAGUUGUCAUGGCAGCUAGUCCGUGCAAUUUCAUUGUACAGCCCUAUGAGCAGAGUCACGAACUUCAAAAUCUGAUGUUGGAACUUCAGAAUUUGUUGGGUGUUGAUAAGGGUGUCAAACUUCAGUCUGGCGAGGUGAGAGAGGGGGGUGUCUAUGCGGCAAAGCAUCAUGACGGAAAGUGGUACAGAGCCCAAGUGAAUAAUCUCUUGAAAGGAGAUCAUUUUGCUUCAUAUUUGGUCGACUUUGGUGACCACAUUGUGGUGUCCAUCGACAAAUUGCGAGUGCUUCCCCAGAAUUUCUGUGCUCUUCCCUAUCAGGCUAUUAAAGCUAGGCUUUCAGGAUUAAAAGCUAUAAACAAUGACUGGAGAGUGGAAGACUGCGUGCGCUUCCAAGAGCUCGUCUGCAACCGUCCCUUUGUGUCCGUUGUCGAAGCAACAGGCCCUGACCUGAUCAACCCAUCUGAAAUGGUCCUGUGUCUGCGGCUGAUUGACACAAGCUCAGACGAGGAUAUUGAUGUUGCACAGGUGCUGAUUAGUGAGAAAAGGGCCGUAAAGGCAGGCUAGAAGUGGCGUUAUAAUGUCCUGAGGGAAUUUUACUUUGGAGUUCAAAGUCGAGGCAGCUGGAUUGAGAAUGAGAAAGCAAGUCGAUACACGCUGUUAAUCAUAAUUCAGCUUACGCCCAUUGCAUGUUGGGUUCACCUUAUAUACCAGCCUAUUAAUUGUGGAUUAAUAUGUGGAGUGGAAUUAUUAAUGUUUAAUUAAUAAUGGGAUUAACGAGAGGAAGAGAGAUGCAUGAUAAAUAUUAUUACUGCGUAUUAAAAGUAAUUUAAUAUUUGUAGUCAAUAAUAACUAUGAGUCACAGUUUUCAAUAGAGACGAUCUUUUGACAAUAAUGCUGUUAUUUUGUCUUAAAAAGAUUGGAGAAUUAUAUAUUCAUAUUCCACACCUAAGUGAGGCAAGCCAAUAGUUUUGGUUUUGGGCUCCGACUUCGCAAUCAACUUUACGAGAAUCUCUCUACGCUGAGAUAUAUAAUAUCCUCCACCUGAGCUUUACUUCUAUUUUUAGGACAAUAUUUCUUAGGGAAAAUAAGAAUCAUUCAUACUACUGUUUUCCCCACUGAAAAUGAUUGGCACUUAAAUAAGUGCGAUCAACUCUCCAUGUGAUACUUCCUGGAAAAUCACCCACGAACUGAGAAAAAGCAAUAUGUUGCCAAAUUUUGAAGAUUUGAUUCGGAAAUCAGAUCCUAUUUUGGAUGCCAUGUUUUUAAGACUUUGCACUCACAGAAUUGGGAGACUGGACACAGAAACACCUCCAUUUCAUAAUUACAUACCAAAACUCCUUUUUUUUAGUUGACCAUAAAAUAUUCUAUUCUGUGUUAAUUGUUUUUUAAUGGAACUUUAUAAAAUUUAAGAGCAAUAAAGAUGGAAACAUCCUCAUAUAUAAA
This is a messenger RNA of Cloeon dipterum, 4439 nucleotides long. RefSeq names its product tapas (gene tapas). The transcript is spliced from 15 exons. NCBI's taxonomy places the organism in Eukaryota, Metazoa, Arthropoda, Insecta, Ephemeroptera, Baetidae. Bases 357 to 3560 code for a protein of 1067 amino acids. The record is from RefSeq and is a predicted model, not a curated record.